Messenger RNA from Trichoplax adhaerens, 2805 nucleotides. RefSeq lists its product as uncharacterized. Gene Ontology annotation, biological process: mitotic recombination; mismatch repair. The record is from RefSeq and is a predicted model, not a curated record. Gene Ontology annotation, molecular function: mismatched DNA binding; ATP binding; ATP-dependent DNA damage sensor activity. Lineage: Eukaryota; Metazoa; Placozoa; Uniplacotomia; Trichoplacea; Trichoplacidae. Bases 1 to 2805 code for a protein of 934 amino acids. The transcript has 27 exons. Gene Ontology annotation, cellular component: MutSalpha complex; nucleus.
AUGGCAUCAUCAUCAACUCAACAACUAACUCUAGAUGGUACAAAUCAAAAUGGAUUUCGACGAUUUCUGGAUUCUUUACCAGAGAAACUGGAAACGACUAUCCGAAUCUUUGAUCGAUCGGAUUGGUUCACUGUCCAUGGAUCCGACGCUAUUUUUGUUGCAAACAACAUCUUUCGAUCAAAAAGUGUAAUUCGAUAUUAUCGAAAUGGCAAUGAAAAGUUAGAAUAUGUAGUCCUAAAUAAUGCAAAUUACGAAAAGGUGUUACGAGAUUUGCUGCUUGUUCGACAAUAUCGCAUUGAACUCUACAAGAACAAGGGUACAAAGACAAAUCAGCAAUGGUACCUCGCCGAAAAGGCAACACCUGGCAAUUUGCGAUGCUUUGAAGAAAUCAUUUUUGGAAAUAAUGAAAUGUCUGAAUCAGCCCCAGUCAUAGCCAUACGACUAGUAGUGGAAAAUGGCCAAAGGAUCAUUGGUGUAGCAUACGCUGAUGCUACCCUCUAUAACCUCGGCAUUUCACAAUUUGAAGAUAACGAUUUAAUGACUAAUCUCGAGGCAUUAAUGGUGCAAAUCGGCCCCAAAGAAUGUAUUUUAGUAUCAGGAGAAACCAGCGUAGAUGCUGUUAAACUUCGUCAAGUAAUUAAUAAGACUGGCGUAUUGGUAACUGAAAGAAAGAAAUCGGACUUUAACGACAAGGAUAUUGUACAAGACUUGAAUCGGUUACUGAGGAUAAAAUCUGGUAACGCCGCAACAUUAGCUGAAAUCGAUCAACAAGUUGCAAUGAGUUGUGUUACAGCUCUUAUAAAAUAUCUAGAACUUUUGAGUAACGUGUCGAACUUUAAUCAAUUUGACUUGGUAACAUUCGAUUUAAGCCAAUUCAUGAAGCUUGAUUCAGCAGCUGUUCGAGCCCUUAAUUUAUUUCCAAGCCCUUCGGAUGCUGGUAAUAAAUUGCGUUGUUUGAUGGGUGUCCUAAAUUAUUGUAAAACAGCUCCUGGACAACGAUUACUAGCUCAAUGGCUUAAACAGCCGUUAAUGGACAUUGCCAAAAUCGAGGAAAGAUUAAAUUUGGUUGAUGUAUUCGUUGACGAUACGGAAUUGAGACAGUCAGUUCAAGAGGAUCACCUUAAAAGAUUCCCCGAUUUGCAGCGUCUUGCUAAAAAGUUUCAGCGUAGCCGAGCGAAUUUACAAGAUUGUGUUCGUGUCUAUCAAAGCAUUAAUAGAGUGAAUUGUCUCAUCAAAGCAUUAGUAGGCUAUGAUAGUGCCUACAAAGAUCUUAUUCGAAAUAUGUAUAGCAACCCAUUAAGUGAUUUAACGACAGAUUUUCAAAAAUAUCAAGAAUUAAUUGAGACCACAGUUGAUCUUGAUUCUGUUGCGAACCAUGAAUUUGUUAUUAAACCCUCAAUCGACCCGGACCUACAAGAAUAUCGCAAUCAAAUGGAUGACCUGAUUGAACAGAUUUCACGCCUUUUAAGUUUGGCUGCUCGUGAUUUAGGUCUUGAAGCUAACAAGUCUAUUAAACUUGAAUCCAACAGCCAAUUCGGCUAUUAUUUUAGAGUAACUUUAAAGGAAGAGAAAGCGCUACGAAGCAAUAAGCGAUUUAUGAUGAUCGAUACCAAUAAGCAUGGAGUCCGAUUUACUAAUAAUAAUCUGGAGUCUUUAAAUAAAAGUUUGCAAGAGAUAAAAUCGAUGUAUGACGGAAAACAAGAAGACUUUGCCGUUGAAGUUAUCAAUAUUGCAAGCGGCUACUAUGAACCUUUGCAAUCAUUAAGCCGGAUUAUUGCUCAUUUGGAUGUUAUUGUUAGUUUCGCCCAUGCAUCAACUAAUGCUCCUGUCCCAUACGUGAGACCAACUAUCUUGGAUACAAGUGAUCGAAUAAUUGAACUGACUGAGGCUAGACAUCCGUGCCUUGAAAUGCAAGACGAUGUAGCAUUUAUUCCCAAUGAUGUCAAAUUUGCUAAAGACGAUGCAGAAUUUAUUAUUAUCACUGGCCCAAACAUGGGUGGCAAAUCUACUUAUAUACGUCAAAUCGGUGUAAUAGUCCUUAUGGCACAGAUUGGUUGCUUUGUUCCUUGUUCUUUUGCUCGAAUCUCCAUCAUCGAUUGCAUUUUAGCUCGCGUUGGUGCUGGUGACAGUCAGUUAAAGGGUGUUUCUACCUUUAUGUCGGAAAUGUUGGAAACUUCAUAUAUCUUAAAGACUGCUACAGAAAAGUCUUUAAUUAUUAUUGAUGAACUCGGUCGUGGUACUUCCACUUACGAUGGAUUUGGAUUAGCAUGGGCCAUUUCUGAAUCUAUAGCAAAAGAUAUUGGUGCCUUUACUCUAUUUGCCACACAUUUCCACGAAUUGACGGCAUUAGCAAAUGAUAUCAAAUCUGUUAAGAACUUUCACGUUUCUGCUAUGACGACAGAAGAAGCUUUAACACUUUUAUAUAGGGUUAAGCCAGGCGUUUGCGAUCAAAGUUUUGGAAUUCAUGUAGCUGAACUUGCUCAUUUUCCGGAAAAUGUUGUUACGCACGCUAAGGAAAGGGCUGCGGAUUUGGAAAAUUGCCAGGCCAUAAGUUAUGUUACCGAAUCGGAUAGCGAUCGACGUCGUGAUAUUAUGGAAGAAGGUGAAGGCCUAAUACACGACUUUUUGCAGAAGAUAAGUCAAAUUUCUACAACAGAAAGAUCGCCACAAGAAGUCUACAGCGAAAUUGCGAUGCUGAGAAAUUCUUUGUCUUCUUGUAGUAACUCCUAUAUCAAAGAUCUGCUAAUUAUAACCUACAUUUGCGGACGUUUCCGAUCUAUGAUUGCUUGCAAACGUUUAAUGUAA